Tachysurus vachellii is the source of this 1873-nucleotide messenger RNA. RefSeq names its product SH2 domain containing 7 (gene sh2d7). The record is from RefSeq and is a predicted model, not a curated record. The coding region runs from base 96 to 1658 and encodes 520 amino acids. Lineage: Eukaryota; Metazoa; Chordata; Actinopteri; Siluriformes; Bagridae. The transcript is spliced from 8 exons. Gene Ontology annotation, cellular component: cytoplasm.
UUUUUUUCCUUUUCAUACUCUCACUCAAACCACCAUGAGCUGUUCAGUUUUUUGCCCCUGAACUUUCCAGUCACCAUGGAAGGUGUCUAAUGUAAAUGUAUAUCAAUAUUGUAACUGUCUGUACACCUUUAGAACGCCUUUUCCCUCUGAAGCAGCUGAAUAGAACAUCUGUCUUGAGCAAUAUGAGACUCAAAUCACACCACAUGCAGCAACAUUCCCCAACAGCACUCUGGUGCCUUGGACAGAGUUGUUGCAAAACUCAGCUUACACGUGUCACUUGUGAACGCUCAGUGGAGCAGAAGAGGCCACACAGGAUCCAGACCUGCCUGUUAUUUUGCAUGAAGGAUCGUGUGAAGAUGGAGCAUACGCAUCCGGAGAGCACAAAGAGCAAACUGAGGGAGCUGGCCCUCAAGUGGUUCACCGAGACCCAGGCUCCUCUCAUCCUCCACAAAGGCAACUUUCCUGCCUGGUUCCAGGGCUUCAUCAGCAGAAAGGAGGCAGAAGAUCAUCUAAGAGAUAAAGAAUUGGGCUGUUUCCUUAUUCGCCUCAGUGAUAAAGCUACAGGAUACAUCCUGUCAUAUCGAGGACGUGAUCGGUGUCGACACUUUGUUAUCAACCAGAAUAAGGAGGGGCAGUUUAUUGUGACAGGAGACACUGAAAUGCAUGAUACACUUACCAGCCUGAUCGAGUAUUACAAGACCAGUCCUAUUGAACCAUUCGGAGAAUAUUUAACAGUGUCUUGUUUUGAGUUACCUGCAAAUGAUCUGUACGAUGUGGUGCAAUUUGAGCCCAAGGUGAAGCCAGGGGUGAGUGUGGAGGCAGUAAGGAAGAUUUGGAACCAGCGAGCUGAACGGGCAGCUCAGUUUCAGCAUGCUCCAGUUUUGCCACCCAAGAGCUCAAAAAACACCCAGGCAAUCCCUCCAGUUCCAAUAAGAGGAUGCCCAGUAAAGACAAGCUCCCUGGAGGAAAAAUGCAGCUCAAGCAGUAAGGUACUAUAUGCUCAGCUGGAACAGGCCAAGCCUCUGGAAAGCAGAGAUAGUGAUGCUAGAGCUCCACGGGCGAGACACAGUGGAGUUGGGCCAGUUCUUGGUCCACCAAAUGUCACAGCCCAGGACAUGCCUACACCGGGAAAAGCCACCAUUUAUUCAGAACUCAGCCUUUCAGAAUGCAGGAGUAAAUCACUCCCCCUACUGGAGGAUAACACAAAGGAAGAGCCUUCGUAUACGGUGAACAGCUUUACAGAAAACACACCUCAGCUGUCUGAAAACAGAAAACACACCUCACCCCAGAGAGAGAAUGCUAAGAAAACCAGCAGCCAUGAGGUGCCAAGCCACAGCCACAGUAUGGAUAAGCUAAGUGAUCAUUCCUUCUAUCAGCUGGCUGGCAAGUCUUCCCAACAAAUAGACAUGCAGCAGCGAGGAAAGAGUCAUGCUACAUAUGCUGAAGUGUCUUGUGAACCCAGGCCAAACCAUUUGCUCUUAGAGAACACUUAUGAGCAAAUUCCUGAAUCAAGAUCCACUACAAACCCAAACGAGAACUCUGUUCAUGGAAACACAUAUGAGACACUAGAAGACUUCAAACCAAAGCCAAGCGAGUCAACAUGGGGCUUUAAGGGUGACAAGUGGAAACGACUGCUCCCUGAAAACUGGAAGAAAUGAUCAAGUCUUCAUUCACUAAAUCAACUGUUACAUAUAAACACGCAAAUCAUGAGAGUUACACUAAACACAAAAGCAGUCAUGUUAUUAACCUUAUUUAUGUCAAGGCUAUUCUAAAUCCAUUCAAAUGUUAAAAUGAAUUCAUGAGGUUCUAUUCUAGUGUCCUUUAUAGAUUUUUGUUUUUAUUGUGUAGAAAUAUUUAAACUGGUAUGUUUUGC